Oncorhynchus nerka (sockeye salmon) is the source of this 1704-nucleotide messenger RNA. RefSeq names its product ubiquitin carboxyl-terminal hydrolase 50-like. Gene Ontology annotation, cellular component: postsynaptic density; extrinsic component of plasma membrane; cytosol. The record is from RefSeq and is a predicted model, not a curated record. Gene Ontology annotation, molecular function: cysteine-type deubiquitinase activity. Gene Ontology annotation, biological process: protein K48-linked deubiquitination; Ras protein signal transduction; endosome organization. NCBI's taxonomy places the organism in Eukaryota, Metazoa, Chordata, Actinopteri, Salmoniformes, Salmonidae.
AUGGAUGAUUCCAAUGGGAGUGCAGCCAAUCCCAGCGGUGUUCAGGGUCAGGUGAUGCCCAUGGAGGAGUUGGGGUGUAGCUCAGGAUGGGGGGUGAGGGUGAAGGGGGAGCAGGGGAAGAGAGAGGACAGGCGGCUGGCGGGGGUGUGUGGUCUGGCUAACAGUGGUAACUCCUGCUACAUGAACGCUGUGCUGCAGUGUCUCUUCUCCACUGUGCCGUUGGUGGAACACCUUCUCAGCUCACACAAACGCUCCCAGCUGGCCAAGUGUAACAGUCCUGUAGUGGGGGUGUUUGUGCACCUCUUCCAGGAGGUGUGGCAGGGUCAGGGGGGUACCAGCUUCACCUCUCCAGGGGAGAUGAGGGCCUUGGUCUCCUCCCUGCACCCCCAGUUCAACAACCAAUCACAGCAGGACGCCCAGGAGCUACUCCUCCUCCUGCUCAACGCCCUGCAUGAUGACCUCAAGAAUGUACACACACACACACACACACACAAUCCUGCCACCACACGACUCCGUCCACACGACUCCGUCCACACGACUCCUUCCACACGACUCCGUCCACACGACUCCGUCCACACGACUCCGUCCACACGACUCCGUCCACACGACUCCGUCCACACGACUCCGUCCACACGACUCCGUCCACACGACUCCUUCCACACGACUCCUUCCACACGACUCCGUCCACACGACUCCUUCCACACGACUCCUUCCACACGACUCCGUCCACACGACUCCUUCCACACGACUCCGUCCACACGACUCCGUCCACACGACUCCUUCCACACGACUCCGUCCACACGACUCCGUCCACACGACUCGUCCACACGACUGGCCCACACGACUCCUUCCACUACUCCGCCCGCACGACUCCUUCCACACGACUCCGCCCACACGACUCCGUCCACACGACUCCUUCCCAAUACCUACCUUCACACGACCUGGCCCACACUACCUCUUCCACACGACUCCGUCCACACGACUCUUCCACACGACUCCUUCCACACGACUCCCACACGCACUCCGUCCACACGACUCCUUCCACACGACCUUCCACACGGUCAAAGGAAGUCGCUCAGCUCGGCGCCAGCGGCGGGGGAUUCUACGGUGGUGACACGUCUCUUCGAGGGACAACUCAGCUACCAGAUGCUGUGUCUGCGCUGUGACGGACACUCCCACAGCAACCAAGUCUUCACCAUCCUGUCUCUGCCUAUACCACUGGACUCAUACAAGUGUUCCCUACAGGACUGCCUGUCGCUGUUCUUCCAGCAGAGUACGUUGACGUGUGGAGAGAAGUUGUGUCCAGAGUGUGGAGUGAAGAGAGACACAGCUGUCCUCACCAGCAUGGCCAAACCACCUGAGAUACUGGUGCUGCACCUCAAACGUUUUGGUUGCCACGGGAGUGAGAAGAGGAAGUUGAGGACCAAUGUGUUGUUCUCAUUGGACAGUUUAGACCUAACCCCCUUCCUGUCCAGACCCUCAGCCAAUCACACCAGCUUUCUCUACGCAGUGGUGAACCACGCAGGAGACCUGGACAUGGGUCACUACACGGCCCUGUGCCACAGUACCCUGUCCAGCAGCUGGCACCACUUCGACGACACGGCCGUGAGCGAGGUAGUGGACUUCUUGGUGCAGUCUCCUAACGCCUACAUCCUGCUGUACAGCCGUCAACCCUUCCACAGGCCCAACAUACCCCAGAUCUGA